AGCGGGAGGAGGCAGAGAGGAGGGGGGACCCGGCAGCUCCCGCUCGGCGCCGGGCCGCUCCGUACACCCACGCCUCGCUGCUUGGCUUCUUGCCCCCAACCCGGGCAUGCGCCCCCCGCGGCCCCGGCCCCGCAGAGUCCGCGCCGCCCCCCGGAGACUCCCCAGAUCCGGCUGCGCACGAUGGGCGCCCUCCGCCCCACGCCGCCGCCGCGGUUGCUGCUGUUGCUGCUGCUAACGCUGGGAGUUGGAUGCAGUGCCCGGGAGGUGCUGGUCCCCGAGGGGCCCCUGUACCGCGUGGCUGGCACAGCCGUCUCCAUCUCCUGCAAUGUGAGUGGCUACGAGGGCCCUGCCCAGCAGGACUUCGAGUGGUUCCUGUACAGACCUGAGGCUCCAGACGCUGCCCUGGGCAUCAUCAGUACCAGAGAUACCCGGUUCUCCUACGCCAUCUUCGGGCCCCGUGUGGCUGCCGGUGAAGUGCAGGUGCAGCGUCUCCAGGGUGAUGCUGUGCUGCUCAAGAUCGCACGCCUGCAGGCCCAGGACGCAGGAGUUUACGAGUGCUACACCCCUUCCACUGAUGCCCGCUACCUGGGCAGCUACAGCGGCAAGGUGGAGCUUCGAGUUCUUCCAGAUAUGCUGCAGGUGUCUGCCGCACCGCCGGGGCCUCGAGGCCGCCAGGCCCCAGCCUCCCCUCCACGCCUGACAGUGCACGAGGGCCAGGAGCUGGCCCUGGGCUGCCUGGCGCGGACGAGCACACAGAAGCACACACACCUGGCCGUGUCCUUUGGACGAGCCGUGCCCGAGGCGCCCGUGGGGCGAGCGACUCUGCAGGAAGUGGUGGGACUUCGUUCCGACCUGGCCGUGGAGGCCGGAGCUCCCUAUGCUGAGCGGCUGGCCGCAGGGGAGCUGCGGCUGGGCAAGGAGGGGAGCGAUCGGUACCGCAUGGUGGUGGGGGGCGCGCAGGCCGAGGACGCGGGCACCUACCACUGCACUGCCGCGGAGUGGAUUCAGGAUCCUGAUGGCAGCUGGGCCCAGAUCGCGGAGAAGAGGGCUGUCCUGGCCCAGGUGGACGUGCAGACGCUGUCCAGCCAGCUGGCAGUGACCGUGGGGCCUGGAGAACGUCGCAUCGGCCCAGGGGAGCCCUUGGAGCUGCUGUGCAACGUGUCCGGGGCACUGCCCCCACCAGGCCGUCAUGCCGCGUACUCCGUGGGCUGGGAGAUGGCACCUGCAGGGGCACCAGGGCCUGGCCGCCUGGUAGCCCAGCUGGACACAGAGGGCGUGGGCAGCCUGGGCCCUGGCUACGAGGGCCGGCACAUUGCCAUGGAGAAGGUGGCGUCCAGGACCUAUCGGCUACGGCUAGAGGCCGCCAGGCCUGCUGAUGCAGGCACCUACCGCUGCCUCGCCAAGGCCUAUGUUCGAGGCUCUGGGACCCGGCUUCGUGAGGCAGCCAGUGCUCGCUCCCGGCCUCUCCCUGUGCAUGUGCGGGAGGAAGGUGUGGUGCUGGAGGCCGUGGCAUGGCUGGCAGGGGGCACAGUGUACCGGGGGGAGACUGCCUCCCUGUUGUGCAACAUCUCCGUGCGGGGUGGCCCCCCGGGACUGCGGCUGGCUGCCAGCUGGUGGGUGGAGCGACCAGAGGAGGGGGAACUGAGCUCUUCCCCUGCCCAGCUGGUGGGCGGCGUGGGCCAGGACGGGGUGGCAGAGCUGGGGGUCCGGCCCGGAGGAGGCCCUGUGAGCGUGGAGCUGGUGGGGCCCCGAAGCCAUCGGCUGAGACUGCACAGCUUGGGGCCCGAGGACGAGGGCGUGUACCACUGCGCCCCUAGCGCCUGGGUGCAGCACGCAGACUACAGCUGGUACCAGGCUGGCAGUGCCCGCUCUGGGCCCGUCACAGUCUACCCCUACAUGCAUGCCCUAGACACCCUGUUUGUGCCCCUGCUGGUGGGAACAGGGGUAGCUCUAGUGACCGGCGCCAUCGUCCUUGGCACCAUCACCUGCUGUUUCAUGAAGAGGCUGCGGAAGCGGUGAUCCCUCACUCCCCAGUUCUUGCAGGUGUUGACUGUCUUCCGGCCCAGCUCCAAGCCCUCUGUCUGGUUGCCUGGACACCCUCUCCCUCUUCCCCCCUCCCUGUUAAUUUAUUUGACCCCCUCCCCCAGCCCAGAGUGGGAGACAUGGCCCCUACUUCCCACUCCUCACCUCCCAAAUGCCUCCCUCUGGCCUCCUGUUCUUGAUCUCAUACCUGCCCCUGGGGAGGCCAUUCCCUGUCCCAGUCCCAGAAUUAGUUUUUCUAAAAUGUGAAUAAACGGUUUUAC
Molecule: messenger RNA, 2303 nt
Organism: Lepus europaeus (European hare)
Lineage: Eukaryota; Metazoa; Chordata; Mammalia; Lagomorpha; Leporidae
Gene: IGSF8
Product: immunoglobulin superfamily member 8
Exons: 7
Coding region: 181-2019 (612 amino acids)
Source: RefSeq, a predicted model, not a curated record